GCACAAAUUUUCAACGCACGGCAAUCUAAAACCCGAUCUUCGUUCUAUCCGCCUGUCUCACUGUUAGUGGCUCUUCAGUUCACUUCUCGAUCCAAUAGUUUCUUAAUUUGGCUCAGACUCUCAGUCAAGUAAAGAGAUGAUAUUCUUGAUUCAAGUCCUUUUUACCAUUUCAGAUCUCUGAAGAAGUGUAAAAGCCACUAUUGGACUUUCCAUUGGCUUGAGAGAGUGGAGACUGAACAAGAAAUUAAUCGGUGGAAGAGUGAUAGCUAGAAUGGCAGAUUACAAAGGGAAGGUGAUCACCACAGAUGAUGUUUCAGGGGAUAUGAUUUUUCAACCUAUCUUGGAGGAUGGGGUUUUCCGAUUUGAUUGUUCUGUGGAUGAUAGAGAUGCAGCAUAUCCCAGUCUUUCUUUUGUAAAUAACAAGGAUAGGGACAUGCCAAUCAUGACUCAUAAGGCCCCUUUAUAUGCCCCAACCUAUAAAUCUCAUAUGGGCCAGCAGAUUGUGCAACUUGAGCUCCCUGUUGGUACCUCGUUUUAUGGAACUGGGGAAGUCAGUGGGCAGCUAGAACGGACGGGAAAAAGAAUUUUUACGUGGAAUACAAAUGCAUAUGGUUAUGGUCCUGGAACUACAUCCUUGUACCAGUCACAUCCCUGGGUGCUUGCUGUCCUUCCAAAUGGAGAGGCAUUGGGGGUUCUUGCUGACACAACAAGGUGUUGUGAGAUUGAUCUGAGAAAAGAAUCAACUAUACAGUUCAUUGCUCCAUCCCCAUAUCCCGUGAUUACAUUUGGUCCUUUUACUUCUCCCUCUGCUGUUUUGGUUUCCCUGUCUCAUGCAACUGGAACCAUAUUUAUGCCCCCAAAAUGGUCCUUAGGCUAUCACCAGUGCCGUUGGAGUUAUGAUUCUGAUCAGAGAGUUCUUGAGGUUAGCAAAAUAUUUCGCAAGAAGGGUAUACCAUGUGAUGUCAUAUGGAUGGAUAUUGACUAUAUGGAUGGUUUUCGUUGUUUUACUUUCAACAAGGAGCAUUUCUCGGAUCCAAAAUCUUUGGUAAAGGAUCUGCACCAUAUUGGCUUCAAAGCAAUCUGGAUGCUUGAUCCUGGAAUCAAGCAUGAAGAUGGUUAUUUUGUGUAUGAUAGUGGAACAAAAAAUGAUGUCUGGAUUAAAACGUCAGACGGAACACCUUUUGUUGGGGAGGUAUGGCCUGGUCCUUGUGUCUUUCCUGACUUUACACAAUCAAAAACUCGUUCUUGGUGGGCAAGUCUGGUUAAGGAUUUUGUUUCUUGUGGAGUUGAUGGUAUAUGGAAUGAUAUGAAUGAGCCAGCUGUUUUCAAGUCAGUAACUAAGACAAUGCCUGAGAGCAACAUUCACGAUGGAGAUAAAGAACUUGGAGGUUGCCAGAAUCAUUCUCACUACCACAAUGUGUAUGGCAUGUUAAUGGCAAGAUCUACACAUGAAGGCAUGAAAUUAGCUGAUAAAAAUAAGCGUCCUUUUGUUCUGACCAGAGCUGGAUUUGUCGGUAGCCAUAGAUAUGCUGCAACAUGGACAGGAGAUAAUCUUUCAACUUGGGAGCACCUUCAUAUGUCUAUUUCUAUGGUACUUCAAUUGGGAAUGAGUGGUCAACCACUUUCAGGACCUGAUAUUGGUGGUUUUGCUGGAAACGCAACGCCCAAACUUUUUGGACGGUGGAUGGGUAUAGGUGCCAUGUUUCCUUUCUGUCGUGGGCACUCUAGAGCAGGCACAACUGACCAUGAACCCUGGUCUUUUGGUGAGGAGUGUGAAGAAGUUUGUCGCCUAGCCAUAAAGAGGCGCUACCGCCUUUUACCACACAUAUACACUCUCUUUUAUAUCGCUCAUACAACAGGCAUUCCAGUGGCAACUCCUACCUUUUUUGCUGAUCCAAAAGAUCCCAGCUUGAGAACGCUGGAAAAUUCAUUUUUGUUGGGUUCACUUUUAGUUUGUGCAAGCUCUAUGCCCGAUCAGAGGUUGGAUAAGUUGCAAUGUACAUUGCCGAAUGGAAUUUGGCAAAGUUUUGAUUUUGAUGAUUCACAUCCGGAUUUACCAGCUUUAUUUUUGCAAGGUGGAUCUAUCAUACCUGUAGGUCCUCCUUAUCAGCAUGUUGGUGAAUCUGAUCCAUCAGAUGACUUGACACUUCUUGUGGCUUUAGAUGAAAAUGGAAAAGCAAAAGGUAUUCUAUUUGAAGAUGAUGGUGAUGGAUAUGGAUUCACUGAAGGUCAAUAUCUAUUGACACACUAUUUGGCUGAGCUUCAAGAAUCAAUGGUUACUGUUAGAAUUUCUGCAACUGAAGGAUCUUGGAAGAGGCCACAACGACGUCUGAAUGUCAAGUUAUUGCUUGGUGAAGGUGCAAUGAUCAAUACAUGUGGGAUGGAUGGAAAGGCUUUGCAAAUUAGACUGCCUUCAGAAAAUGAAAUUUCUGAUCUAGUGUCUACUAGUAAAGAGCAGUACAAGACACGAUUGAGUAAAUAUUGCUUAGCCAUUGUUGUCUGGAAAUGCAAAGCCAAUUCCAGAUGCGUAAAGGGUUUUCGAGCACAUGGGAAUGUGUUGCAGAGUAAACUGAAUGUAGGCGUGCAGAAGUUCGUUGGCAGUGGUGUUUUGGCUACGAAAAAAAGUGAAAAAGGUAACUCUAGAGGAGCAUCAGAAAUGCGAUCAUCUUGGGAGAAGGUGACGCGUCUAGAUUUUUCGCAUUUCGACGGCGAUCAUUUUGACAGCUGGAUUACCAAAGUUGAAUAUUACUUCGACGUGGAUGGUACUUCGAAUGAGGAUCGAGUAAAGGUAGCAGCAUUACAUUUGGAGGAAUGCGCCAUUCAGUGGCACCAAGGAUUUAUGAAAUCUAGAACUGAUAUGGUGAUAAAUUGGGAGGAGUAUGCAACUGCUAUGCGUGCUAGGUUCGGAAACUAUUUCUAUGAUGAUCCAUUGGCUGAUCUAAGGAAUUUAAGGCAGGUUGAAUCCUUACAGCAAUAUUUGAAUGAAUUGGACGAGCUUUAUCCUAGAGUUGGAAUCAAAGAAGAUCAGGCACUGAGUUUCUUCUUGUCUGGUCUAGUGGAUACUCUACAAAUGCCAGUAAGAAUGUUCCGACCAAAGACAUUGUCAGAAGCUUAUGCGUUAGCCAAGCUACAGGAGAUAAUGGUGGUAGCCAUUAAGGAUCAACCGAAACCAGUGAAUCGCACGCCUUAUGUACCCUCCGCACCUAAGGCUUCUUCCUAUCACUACAGCGUUACUACAUAUCCGCAGAAACCGUUCACUAAUGUUGGAUUGCUACCUGCACCUAAUCCACCUCGGACAAUUAAUUCAACUAAUUCUAUUGUUAAUAAUAAGGCUGGUCCUAAUAGAAAUUUCGACGAGAAAAGAGCUAAGGGUAUCUAUUUUUGGUGUGAUGAAAAAUACACUCCCAAAUAUAAAUGCAAACGGAAACAGACUUUCAUGUUGCAACUGAAUGACCUUGUGGAAAAGGAUUCUAAUGAAUUGGAUGAACUAGAGGUUGUGGCUGAAGAGCAAGGUCUAAUGCAACUCUCACUACAGGCGUUGCAAGGAAUCGGUGGCUCGAGAACCAUUACACAUAAUUUUGUGAAUGGGCAGUUGGCAUGUAAGGUAGGAUGUACUUUGAGUAAGGUGAAUGGAGUAAGAGUAGUGGUUGCUAAUGGAGAAGAGUUGAGAUGUGCUGCUUUGUGUGAAGGAUUGGAAUUAAAAAUUCAAGACCAGUGCCAGCAAGGUCUUUGUCUUCCUCAUUCAAUCCUUGAUCGGAAGCUUGUUCGUCGGGGUGAUGUGGCUGCAGCUAAGCUUUUAAUUCAGUGGCAAGGAGAACCGAAAGAGAUUGCUAUAUGGGAAUUUGCUGAUGAUCUUCGCCAGUGUUUUCCAGGCUUCCUUGAGGACUCGGAAGCUAAGGAGAGGGGCACUGUUGCAAAGAGGGAUCUUGUGCAUGAUGAUGUUGGAGAGGAGAAAUCACUUCUAUUAGGACUUGAUAUCGGUGGUGGGCUGGUUCUUGAGCGGAAGAUAACCAUGCCUAAAAAUAAUCCGACGGUCUUUCAAAUUGAUUCUAGCAUUAGAGCUCUCAAAGUAGGUGCCGGAUCUGGUGGAUUUUCAAGGCUGAUAUGCAUAAGAGUCCACCCAACGUUCAACCUUAUGCAUCCCACAGAAUCUUUUGUCUCAUUUACCUCCGUCAAUGGGUCUAAGCAUGAAGUGUGGCCAGAAUCUGCGGACCAGUUUUUUGAAGGAGACCUUCUGCCCAACGGCAAAUGGACUUUAGUGGAUGGGCGUGUCGGUUUGGGGCUUGUGAAUCGAUUUAACGCCGAGGAAGUUUACAAGUGUUACAUCCACUGGGGACCAGCCAGAGUCAAUUUGGAACUGUGGUCUGAAGAGAGGCCGGUCUCCAAGCAAUCACCUCUCAGAAUUUGCCAUGAGUAUGAGGUGAUAAAUAUCGUUUAGCAACUCGGUGAUUUUCUAUGCAUAACAUUCGAACAACUUUCUUUAUUUGCAAGAGAAUGUAAUGUCAGUAAACCCUAUAAAUAAAUGGAAUGAAAACCUCUCUGAUCUGAAAUUCAAUACAACAGUAUUGAUUAAUUUAAUAA
Molecule: messenger RNA, 4581 nt
Organism: Mangifera indica (mango)
Lineage: Eukaryota; Viridiplantae; Streptophyta; Magnoliopsida; Sapindales; Anacardiaceae
Exons: 26
Coding region: 272-4438 (1388 amino acids)
Biological process (GO): carbohydrate metabolic process
Molecular function (GO): carbohydrate binding; hydrolase activity, hydrolyzing O-glycosyl compounds
Source: RefSeq, a predicted model, not a curated record